CGUUACUCUUGUGAACUAUCUAGGAUUAAGUGAGAUCGAGAUAAAUAUUUAAAACAAUAUUAUUUAUUUAAAAAUUUAAAUAAAGUUCUGACAAAAUGCGUUCAAUUCUUUCAUUGGUUGUCAUUGCCUCAUUGGUAGUUGCUAGCUCAGCUCUUUUCACGGGAUUGGGAACUGGAUAUGGAAAUUAUGGCGGAUACGGAGGCUAUCCAGGCUAUGGAGGUUACGGAGGAUAUGGCAGCGGAUAUGGUGGCUAUGGAGGCUACGGAAAAUAUCCUUACGGAGGCUAUGGCGGAGGUAUUCCUCCCUAUGGACCUUAUGGCGGCGCUAUUCCGCCAGUUGGCGGUUUUCCAGGUUAUGGAAGCUUAGGUUACAAUGGUUACGGAUACGGAUAUAAUCGUCCUGGAUAUGGAAACUAUGGAGGUUAUAAUUCCAUUGGAUAUCCUCUUGGAGGAGGAUAUGGAGGAUAUCCCGGAGCCUAUGGCGGUCUCGGAGGCUUAGGCGGAGGCUAUGGAGGUUAUGGAGCUGGUUACGGAGGCUAUGGAGGAUACGGAAACUACGUCAGACCUGUAGCUGGAAUCGGUUACAACAAUGUCGUCAAGAAAAAGUAAAGAAAUCCUCAAGUAGCUUAAGUUUGUGUGAUACCAAAAAAACGAAGUAAAAUGGGAAAAUAUUACGAUUUGUAAAGUUAUUUGUUAAGAAAAAAAAAGUUAAGAGAGAAAACCAUCACAACUAUCAGCAUUUAAUGACAUUCUCGAAGGCGAAUAAUAAAUUAUAUUGUUUU
This is a messenger RNA of Culicoides brevitarsis, 781 nucleotides long. Its product is annotated as keratin-associated protein 19-2-like. The record is from RefSeq and is a predicted model, not a curated record. Lineage: Eukaryota; Metazoa; Arthropoda; Insecta; Diptera; Ceratopogonidae. The coding region runs from base 96 to 608 and encodes 170 amino acids. The transcript is spliced from 6 exons.